GAUCUGAGGAUCAUCUCUGCUCAAGGCUGCAAGGUUUCUUUCUCUUAAUGCGGUCAUCUCACUUGUGAUUUUAUCAUUGAGUUGAUGAGAUGUCUUGGUCUAGGUGGACAACUCCUCCCUGACAGUCGUCAUCUUCCUCAUCGGUAUCAUUGUCGCCAACGUGCCAGAAGGUCUCCUGGCUACUGUCACUGUGAGUCCUGUUCGUUCUGGUGUUCAGAAUGUUUAAUAUCAGACCCAGAAUGGUUCCACAGCAAUAUAUACAGUACAUGUGUCUGCAAAAUAGGAGAAAUAUGAAUUAACACUGGAUCUGAUUAGACGGGUUUUGAGUGUCUCAGGGGAAGGAGGCUGGUUACUUCAAACAUCUGAAGGAGAAACACUAAACACAUACUUUCAAAACAUGUUAAGCCGAAUCCUGCACCAUUAGAUGCUCUCAGGGAGCUUGACCUUGUGAUUUGAGAGAAAAAACAACUUUUUCGGUCCAACAAAAUGCAAGCGUGGCCAAACUGCACUUAACAUAAUUGAAGGCCUUUUCAGAAAUAAAUGGCUGUGGUUAAAUGGUGAGAUGUGGCCAGACAGAGCCAGUCAUUUAUUUCUCACUGAGCUCUGGCAGGAAGUAAACACAGCAUGUCUUAGUUAAAAUGCAAACAUGGCAGCAAACUAGAGCAGCAUCACUGGGUGAAUUUCCUCACAGAGGACCUUUGCUUCAUUGGUCUCAUGUCCAUGAUCGACCCUCCUCGCGCUGCUGUGCCUGAUGCUGUCGGCAAAUGCAGGAGCGCUGGGAUCAAGGUUAUCAUGGUCACUGGUGAUCAUCCCAUCACCGCUAAGGCCGUUGCUAAGGGUGAGGAAGCUGGAUCGCAGCCAUUGUCCUGCUGGUGCUGUGAUUUCCUCUCCAGGGACGCCAAGGCCUGCGUCAUCCACGGUGGCGAGCUGAAAGACAUGACCUCAGAACAGCUCGACGAUGUGCUGAAGCACCACACUGAGAUCGUCUUCGCCAGAACCUCCCCUCAGCAGAAGCUGAUUAUAGUGGAAGGCUGCCAGAGACAGGGAGCCAUCGUGGCCGUGACCGGUGACGGUGUGAACGACUCUCCGGCUCUGAAGAAGGCUGACAUUGGUGUUGCCAUGGGAAUCGCUGGAUCCGACGUGUCCAAGCAGGCGGCGGACAUGAUUCUACUGGACGACAACCAUGCCUCCAUCGUUACCGGCGUGGAAGAAGGUAUGAUGCAGGCCACAGCCGGCUUCUUCACAUAUUUCGUGAUCCUGGCUGAGAACGGCUUCCUGCCCAUGGAUCUGCUGGGGGUCCGAGUGCUGUGGGAUGACAAAUACGUAAACGACCCGGAAGACAGCUACGGACAGCAGUGGGUCAAUGGAGCUGGAGGUCGCCCUCAGAUUGUACCCUUUUAAAUGAGUAUAGAAUAGGAUCGGUGCUGGUGAUAAAUCCCAUCAAUCGCUGUUGUUCUUCUUAUUAUCUUGUUGAUUGUGAAUAAUAUCAUACAGUGGCUCUGGUCACUUGCACAACAGUUGUUGUCAUUAUUUCAGUAAACCUCCUGCUCCUGUCCUGGUUAUUGUUUCUACUCCUGCUGCUGCAGUUUCGCUGUUUCGCUUUCUCCCUUUGCUCACUGUCCUUUCCUUCCUUUGGGUGACUGCUAAUGUUUAACUAAUCAGAGCUUCUGUUUCUUUGCGUCUGCGUGACCGUCUCCUCUCAGACGUUGCCUUCAGUUUCAUAUGUCUGUUUCACAUGCACGUAUGAGGAUUUUCAUUAUGGGAAUUCUUUUGGCCAAUUUUUGUUCCGUUCAUGAUGAGCCACAGUUUACUGCAACAGUUCCAGUACAUAGGCUUGCAACACAUACCAAGACGAGAUCACACCCACAUGGAAACUAGUAAGCGUCAAUUAUAAAGUAGUAAAAGUUGUUUGCUGGCACAAAUCUGACCCUGCUGACAGAUUAAAUCUUGGGUUGUGGCUUUUUAUAUCCUUUAAAAAACAGCAACCAACUGUAAUGGCAUCAAACUACUUCAUAUGCGUGUCUGUGUGUGUCGGUGUGGUCUGCUGGAGCAGCAGCAUCACAGUGAGGGACAGGAAGAGACUGGACAGAGUCAUCAAGAAGUCCAGCUCUGUCCUGGGCUGCACUCUGGACACGGUGCAGGAGGUGGUGAGAGAAGGGUCCUGGCUAAACUGACAUCCAUCAUGGACCAGGACUCUCACCCACUGGAGGACUCACUGUCUGCUCUGUAGCAGCUUCAGUAGCAGACUCAUCCACCCUCGCUGUGGAUGAGUCCAGUCAUUAGGCCACUGAGGUGGUUCUGCGCCUUUCCUUUUUCCCUCCUCAUCUUUCUUUACGAUUAAGCCAAAAAAUACAUCAUCAGACGACACCCAGGAGGUAAGGCCUCUUUUUUUUGACAAGAUUGAGGGGCUCGGGAUUGUUUAGAAAUCUGCACCUGCAGAAGCAAAAGCUCCAGUGACGCCAAAAAAACUCAUUAAACUACUGCAGCUCACACAUUUCACAAAAACUGUGUCACUAAUCGGGUCUCCUUUGAUUUAUACGUUGGGUGGAUCAUAAGUGGACCUACUAUUAAUUCAACACAGCAUUAUUUUCAAGUUUUCGGACCGUCCAGCACAUAAAACUGGCAUAGUUUAAAAAAUAUAGUUAAAUAUUAACAAUAAAACUUUUACGCAUCA
Molecule: messenger RNA, 2674 nt
Organism: Betta splendens (Siamese fighting fish)
Lineage: Eukaryota; Metazoa; Chordata; Actinopteri; Anabantiformes; Osphronemidae
Product: sodium/potassium-transporting ATPase subunit alpha-1-like
Exons: 5
Coding region: 715-1401 (228 amino acids)
Biological process (GO): intracellular sodium ion homeostasis; potassium ion import across plasma membrane; proton transmembrane transport
Cellular component (GO): membrane
Molecular function (GO): P-type sodium:potassium-exchanging transporter activity; ATP hydrolysis activity; ATP binding
Source: RefSeq, a predicted model, not a curated record